Molecule: messenger RNA, 1296 nt
Organism: Penaeus monodon (black tiger shrimp)
Lineage: Eukaryota; Metazoa; Arthropoda; Malacostraca; Decapoda; Penaeidae
Product: alpha-(1,3)-fucosyltransferase C-like
Exons: 5
Coding region: 1-1098 (365 amino acids)
Cellular component (GO): membrane
Molecular function (GO): alpha-(1->3)-fucosyltransferase activity
Source: RefSeq, a predicted model, not a curated record
AUGGUCCUCAGUCCCAUGGGAAAGACUGGGCAUAUUAAGUUCAGAAACGGUCCUGUCCCGAAAGUUGUGGCUUACGUCGGCUGGAGGUGGGUGAGGAAGAACUGGUUUGAUGCUCACGUGAAAGACAUACAAAGUGGCUUCUGUCCCAGACCCUGCACUAUUACGGCCAACAUCACAGAGUUAAGAUCCGCUGACGCAGUGCUGAUCCACCUCCGAAGCGUGAAGAGUCUCGAGGCCCUGAUGGCGGACCUGGGGCCCCGGGAUCCCUCGCAGCCGUGGGUCCUGUUCGAGACGGAGACGCACCUCCUGGGCAACAGCGUCCACCGCGCCAGCUACAGGGCGCUCGGCGGCGUCUUCAACCGCACCAUGAACUACCGCCUCGACGCAGACGUUCGCUUCGUCCACGGCUUCGUUGUGCGUCGCGGCAGGGACGCCAGCCUCCUGCCGCCGCACUGGGUCCGGCAAACUGAUCUGGGAAGGAAGAACGACACACGGCAGCUGGUCGUGGCGUUCAUCUCCAACUGCUGGGACAACAGUGGCCGCCUGCGCUAUGUCGAAGAGCUACAGGAACACAUGCGGGUCGACGUGUUCGGGGUGUGUGGGAGCCUCCACUGCGGGACGCGGCGUUAUGCCGAGCACGAGUACGACGUAGGGAAGGAUCCGUGCUUGCGCCUCGCAGCCAGGAAGUACCUCUUCUACCUUGCCUUUGAAAACGCUCUUUGCACGGACUACGUAACGGAGAAAAUCUACAACCUGUUGUACUACCCGCUGGUGCCCGUGGUGCGCGGAGCGGCCGAGUAUGCUGCCCUCCUGCCCCCGCAUUCCUUCGUAGACGCUGGUCGAUACACGCCGAGGUCACUGGCCAGGAAGCUGCAGCACCUGGCCAAUCAUCAGGAGGAGUAUGAGAAGUACCUAGCCUGGAGGAAAUAUUACCAGCCAUCCACUGUGGGCGGCUCUCGCGUGCUCUGCGACCUGUGCACGCGCCUCUACGACCAAGAAUUCUAUCAGGAGAAAGUAAUUGAGGAUUUUUACGACUGGUUUGUGACGCGGUCGAACUGCAAUAGGUCCGGCACUGUUCGGAAGCGUUUCAAGGUCUGACGAAGCGUUUCAAGGUCUGACGAAGCGUUUCAAGGUCUGACGAAGCUUUUCAAGGUCUGACGAGGCAACAUGCACGGCAUUAAGUAGGUCAAAUACCCUGCCGUAAUGACACUAAGGCGGGAUAAAAAGACAGAAAGUUAAUUGGGAAUAUAGCAUAUUAAAAAAAGUGUAAUGUGUACAGUUGUUUUAUAUGACUAU